GUUCUCUAAGCAGACUGACUGACUAGAGACGGACACUCGCAGACCCUCCUCGUCUUCUUCAACAUGCUGAGGAAGGGUUCGGAGUUGCUCCUGGCCACAGGAGGUGACAGGGAGGUGCUGCUCGAUCUGGAUUACGUGACGAGCAAUCGGGGCGAACCCCAAACCACAGACAGCUAUGGGAGUCUGCAGAACGGGGGUUUCAUCCCACCAAGAUAUCUUUCAGCUGCAGCGGCUUCUUCUGAUGAUAAUGACGAUGAUGAGGAUGACCCCAUCUAUAUACACUGUGAUAAAACGAGUAGCCGACCGGAACAACCACUAGGGGGGAACUACUUUAGAGAUGGAAGAACCAAAAUAGACUUUGUUCUAGUAUGGGAGGUGAAACCGAGAAAGCAUCGCUCCAGAUGGAGGGGCCAAUCUGAGACCAGCGGUCCGGAGGAGGUCGGAGCCAGGGCAGAGGAGGGGAGCAGCAGGUCUGAGCGGAGAAAGGCUCAGCUAGCUCGAUGGAGGAACAAAUUCACCCAAAACCUGCAGAAUGCCGGCAUACUGCUGGAAAAGGUGGAGACGGCGAGCGAGAAAAAAACUAUCCAUUAUCUGAACCUGAGCGCCCCUUGGGAUGUGUUGGUGUAUUACGCAGAGGAGCUCAUUCUGAGAGCACCCCUACAGGCCCAACCGAACCCAAACUUCAACACUUCUGACCGGAUCCUUCGGAAACUAUACAUUCCCAACCUCAUGGCGGAGUCCUUGCCAAACAGGCCGCUGGACUACUACACUUGUGCCUUUCGCAAGUCAAAGAUGGAGAAGUUCCUCGGCUGUGAGAACCACGACACCUACUUUACUAACACACAGAGACACCGUAUAGUGUAUGAGCUUCUGGCGAGAACGGUGUACGGCAAGAGGAAGAGAGCAGAGGUGGGCGUGGCUCGACUGCUCAACGAGGGGGCAUACACUGCAGCGUUUCCCUUGCAUGAGGGCCCCUUUGAGCUUCCAGAGUAUGAGGUGCAUCCAGAUGAGCUGAACCAGAGGCAGGUCUUGUUCCAGUAUUGGGCCCGCUGGUCUAAAUGGUACAAGUACCAGCCACUUGACCACAUCAGAGAAUACUUUGGAGAGAAAAUAGCCCUUUACUUUGCCUGGCUGGGGUUCUACACAGCCUGGCUGCUCCCAGCGGCGGUGGUGGGGGCCUUUGUCUUUGUGUCAGGACUCAUGUCCAUGGGGACCAACACUCCUGCCAAGGAGAUCUGUAAUAGUGGGGGCAGCUACCUGAUGUGUCCUCUCUGUAAGACCUGCAAGCCCUGGAACAUAUCUGAUAUCUGCCCCAUGGCUCAGGUGGGCUACCUGUUUGACCACCCCGGGACAGUCUUCUUCAGUGUGUUCAUGUCCUUUUGGGCUGUCACCUUCCUGGAGUACUGGAAACGCAAGAUGGCCACCUUGGCUCACCACUGGGACUGCAUGGACUUCCAGGAGGAAGAGGAGCGUCCGCGGCCUGAGUUUGCGGCCAUGGCUCCUUCUAUAGAGUACAACCCAGUGACGGGAGUGAAAGAGCCCUACUUCCCAGAGAGGGCCCGACUGUCUCGCAUGCUCACUGGCUCUAUGGUCAUCAUCAUCAUGCUGUGUGUGGUUAUGAUUUUCCUCGUGUCAGUGAUUAUGUACCGUGGGAUAGUGAGUGUGAUGAUGUACCGCACAGGCAGUUUUGUGCUGCGCACUCAGGCAGGGAACAUUGCUAAUAUCUCCAGCAGUAUGGUGAAUCUGGCCCUGAUUCUGCUGAUGGGGCAGGUCUAUACUGCGUUGGCACUGCAGCUCACUAAAUGGGAGAUGCACAGAACACAGACCCAGUACGAAGAUGCAUUUACCUUCAAGGUGUUUGUAUUCCAGUUUGUCAACUUCUACUCCUCUCCCUUCUAUGUGGCAUUCUUCAAGGGAAGGUUUGUGGGUUAUCCUGGACACUAUGGUACCUUGCUUGGCAUGAGAAAUGAAGAGUGUGGUCCAGGGGGUUGUCUCAUUGAACUGGCUGAGCAGCUCUUCAUCAUCAUGGUGGGGAAACAGCUCAUCAGCAAUGUUCAGGAGUUUGUUAUCCCUAAGGUGAAGGCAUGGCAACAGAAGAGGGCGCUGAAUAAGGUGCGGGGAACGCAGAACUCCCAGGAGCCUCGGCGGUGGGAGGAGGACUAUCAGCUGGUGGAGUGCGAGGGCCUGUUUGAGGAGUACCUCGAGAUCGUGCUUCAGUUUGGCUUCAUCACAAUCUUCGUGGCUGCGUUCCCCCUGGCACCGCUCUUUGCCCUACUCAACAACUGGGCCGAGGUGCGCCUGGAUGCCCACAAGUUUGUGUGUGAGUACCGGCGGCCUGUUGCCGAGCGCGCUCAGAACAUAGGCGUGUGGUUUAACAUCCUGGAGGCCCUGUCGCACCUGUCCGUCAUCGUCAACGCUUUCUUGAUCGCCUUCACGUCGGAUUUCUUACCACGACUGCUCUACCAGUACAAGUUUGACAACGAUCUGAACGGAUAUGUUAAUUUCACUCUGGCCUAUGCUCCUCCCAGCUACACCAGCCAUCCCAUGUGCAGAUAUAAAGCCUUUAGGGACAACAAUGGAAAUUACACUCUGAUUUACUGGGAACUCCUGGCUGUGAGGUUAGGCUUCAUCAUCGCUUUUGAGCAUGUGGUGUUCAUUGUCCUGCGAGCGAUAGACUGGAUGGUGCCGGACGUCCCUGAGUCUCUGGGGCUGAAGGUGAAGAGGGAGCGCUACCUGGCCAAGCAGGCCCUGGCAGACAACCAGGAGGCCCUGUUGGUGAGUCAUCGAGGUUCGGCCUCCAGCCAAGCAAGCAACGCGUCCUUUGGCAACAUGAGUUAGAACAGUAGUGCUGAACUUCUGCACCCAAGAGAAGCAGAACAGAUGGAGAGGAGGGGUAGAGGGAGAUAAGAGAUUCCUUUGCAUUUCGGGUCCCAUCAAUGGAUUUGUUUCCCUGUUGCUCUCCGUCUGUUGUCUAUGGUCAGUCUCUAGGUUUGUUUACGGAAGGGAUGACUUAUCCGCAAAGGGCCGGUGUGGUUGCAGGUAUUUGUUCUAGCCAAGCUGUAACACAUCUGAUUCAAUGACCAACUUAUAGUCUUUCAUUAAAACUUUGAUUAGUUUAAUAAGAUUUGUUACUGCUGGGCUGGGACAAAACCUGGCACCUACAGUGGCUUUUUGCUGGUAAUAUUGGCCAGAACGGCCACCACCUGGUUUUCAGUAUGUGAGAGUGGGUUUGUAUUGUUCCAAUUUUUUUGCUUGAAUAUUAGCAGAUGACUAGACCUACUUCAACUCUGAUGAUUUGUAAUGCUCUCACUGUGUUAAAUGGACAAGCUUGAUUUACUCAAACAGUAAUGUUGUCUUCACUUUUCUUCAGACAGCCUGCUCUGUUGUGUAUAGGUAUACAUAAAUAUUUAUAUAUGUGAAACUGGUCCUGCUUUUCUAUACUAUCACUACACUAUAUUUGUAUGGAGAUAAAACCCGAAACAUAUCUUGUUUAUCUUGUUGGUAUAAGAGUUACUGCUGAACUAUCAUAGGAUUGAAGUCCUCCUGCAUGUGUUACCCGUUUUGUGCAAACUGUUUUGCAUUUCAAUAUUAAUAAUGUUUACAUACUGUUUUAAUUACUUUAUAUAUAUAUAU
This is a messenger RNA of Oncorhynchus mykiss (rainbow trout), 3633 nucleotides long. NCBI's taxonomy places the organism in Eukaryota, Metazoa, Chordata, Actinopteri, Salmoniformes, Salmonidae. The record is from RefSeq and is a predicted model, not a curated record.